UUCAGUGCACGGUGCGCCCGCUGCUGAUUCUCCGUGACGUUGGACUCCACCACAAAAACAAGCGUCUUCCACAGCUUUUACACACUACCUAACUCGAAGCUCCCGUUCGCGCACUAUUUCCAUGUGCAGAACGGAGCGAUGCGUUACAUUCUGCAGACGCUCUCUCAGCCAAUGUGAUGCUGCCCACGGCCGCGGCGCAGCACCCAGAACCCUGCAGGCACCACCAGCCCGUCUCCCCCCCCCCCACAGCAGGCUGCCGGUUGUUGGAGCGUAGGAGUCGGCUGCCAGACAGCGCUCAGGUCCAGUCCCCGUCCACCCACCCUCACGCUGUGCUACACCCGUCGCCCGGCCUCCUCACGCCGUCACCCCCGUCAGCGGACCAGUCGCCCGGUGUCCACCGGUGAGGAGAGAUGCUGAUCCCCCAGACCCUCCGUCGCCUGCUGCUCCCCCUGCUGCUGGUGGUGGUGGUGGUGGUGGUGGUGGCGGCGGGGGCGUGUGUGUGCGUCGAUGGAGGCCCGGUCCGUCUGCCCCGACGGGACACGCCGGACCCGGUGCCGUUGGUCACCUCGAGUGGCGGUUCCGGGGCAUUGGUGCACGUGACGGACACUCCGGAGGGUGACGGUUCGGCGGCUGGAGGAGGGGACGGAGGAGGAGGAGGUGGGGGAGGAGUCAGCGGCGGCCCGGGAGUGCGCCAAGCCGCACCCGGAGAGGCACGCGGUGCGAGGAACGGAGGCGUCUUCGGCGCCGGGAGAUCCGGGCCGGGGAUGAACGGCGGCAGGGAGGAGGUACUCCGGAGGGAGAGGAGGGAGGUGUGGGCAGAGGGGGAGGCACCGGGGAGCCUGUCAGAGGCGGGAGAGGAUCAAAGCCGACCGACGCCGUACACCGCGCGCCCUCCAGACUCCGAGGGAACGACGCCUGGCUCGUCUGCGACCGAGUUCAACUCGACGGCGAGCAUCCCCAGGGGGGCUACGUCCACGUCUCCAGACGACGGAGAGGCGCCGGCCGAGGUGGUCAACACGCCGGGAUCCACUCCGUCGGGACCUCCCGCGUUGGACCCCGCCCUUGCCUCCCCCACAGGGGCCCCGUCCUCCAAGGAGCCGCCAGGAGCCUCAGCCGGGGACCAAGGUCCUCAGAUCCCGGGGCCGACCCCUUCCGUCGCGCCGUCGCUGGGGGCCCCUCCGUUGCCCCCUCUGGCGGACUGGGGGCCCGAUGAUGCGACCGCCCCCAUCGUUCCAGACCUCCUCCUGGCUGAGGUGGGACCCGACGUGAUGCCCAAACCAGAGGGGCCGGAGAGCCUCUGGUCAGAGGCUGCGAGCGACAGCGAAGCGGACACGGAGGUCCCCCUGACCCAGGACCAGUCCACCGAGGGCACCAUGUCUUCAGAGGACCUCCCCCUCAUCUUCGACCCCUUCGACGACGUCACACCGCAGGGGGCGUCCACGGCCGGGGGGCCGGCGGCUCCCGGUGGCCCCCAGCCGCCGGCCAGCGCCACGGCGACCGGCGGCACGCUCCUGUCCGAGGCGGCGUUCGACCGGUCGGUCACCGUGGAGACGGACGGCGACGGCCCCUCCCACCCCCCGCCCAUGCUGCCGCGGGAGUGGAUGUCCCCGUGGCAGACGCCAGGCACCGAGCUGCUGGGGCCCAGCGCCUCCCCGGUGGGACCCCUGGACCAUCACGCCGUGAAAGAUUCUGACAACGCAGAGGGACUAGAAGAGCCCUCCUCCAUCUCUGGCCUCGCUGCUUCCUCUCUCCUCUCCUCUGGAACACCUGUAACCAAGGCAACCCAUCACCACGUCUCUAAAUCCACCUCUGGGUUGGAGGAGAUGGAGUCCGAGGAGGAGUCUGACGAAGACGACAGUGAGGAGGAGCAGACCAACACGCCGGCGUCCAACCGGCCCCCCUACAGCCUGAUCCCCCCACCCCCUGUGUGGGUCCAGCGGAACCAGGGCCUGAUGCGUAGCUGGAUGGAGCUGAUCAGAGAAAAGGCGGGAUACGUGUCGGGGAUGCUAGUCCCCGUUGGCAUCGGCAUCGCGGGGGCCAUCCUGAUAGUAGGGGCCCUGAACAGCAUCCGCAUGAUCCACCGCAGACGACGAAACAGCUUCAAGUACCAGAGGAGGAAGGUCCGACAGCAAGAGGUCAAUAUCACACCCACACAGCAACCUAGAGAAACUGGCCCGGGCCGCCCAGAUCAAGCCAUGCUAUUGGCCGACAGCUCAGAGGACGAGUUCUGAUGUCACGCCCGAGAUGUCCUCAACCACUGACCCGACAGCCGAUUCCCCUGUCACGGAAUGCUGAGUAAAAGUAUCACCAUCGCUAUGACUACCGCAUCUUCCUUCACUCCAGGCUGUCCUCCAUAAAAGACUCACCCAAGCUACGGAUUAGUUUCACCUGAGUAGGCCGUGCUAAGCCCAGUAUUUUCCUGAACUAGAGAUGAUGGUGUUAUGAAAACUAAAGAGCUCAUGAUGGGGAACAGUGAUCAGAUUCAUUAGCAGUGAGAAGCGCCAAAGCACUGUCUGUCAAUCAAAAGGCUGUAUGUGGGAAGCAUUUUAUCCAGUGAGUGUCAAUCACAUGCAAGAAGGGCUGUAGCAGAAUCCACUACAUACUGCCAUCUGCAUACAUAACAGUGUAAAUAUUGCGAAGUAGUUGACUUAGUGAAUACGCUUUCCAUCUCCUCACUCUUGGCCAUGAUUUCCAUAGGAUUCAGUAGGAAACAAUGCAUUUCUUUGCAUAUAAGUGUAGAUAGCAUACAAGUACACGUUAUGUAAAAAGUCUUUCAAAUGUAUCCAGCAGCGCAUGUUAUAUCAGACACAUUUUUCGUUCGCAAAGAAGAAUGUUAAUCCUAUUUUUUAAGGUUUGUCUUUACUUGAGAAUCAAAAAAAACUAAAACGUCUUACAUUUACUUACAAAUAUCCCUUUGGGCUUUGUCACCAUAAUAGGCACAAAAAAUAUUUUCAGCAACAACUGUAGUUUUUUGUAAUCCUAAACAAUUGCCAAAGUAGAGGUGACACAGGACAGGGUUUGGACCUAAAAUGUUAGCAAGAUUGCUGCCAGAAAGAUCAGGUUUACAAGAAGAGGAAAAUUGCUUCAGUUUUUUUGAGGGACUAAAUAUAAAUAUUGGACAACGAGUCUUCAAUAAUGGUUUCUGUUCUGCUUGCAGCAGAUUUCAAAUAAAUAUCAGUCAUUCUUUUUUUACUUCCUUCAAUGCUUUUAAGAUUUGUAAGCAAGCGUAGGAUGUGUAAAUGCAAUCGUGUUUCCCUGAAUGUGCUGUAAAAUAGUGGACUUCUUUUCAUUGUUCAGCAAAUAUCCUGCGUAGUGUAAUCUUGAAUAAAUAUUUGUCUCGAUUCUA
Messenger RNA from Gadus macrocephalus (Pacific cod), 3346 nucleotides. Its product is annotated as WAS/WASL-interacting protein family member 1-like. The coding region runs from base 411 to 2231 and encodes 606 amino acids. The transcript has 8 exons. NCBI's taxonomy places the organism in Eukaryota, Metazoa, Chordata, Actinopteri, Gadiformes, Gadidae. The record is from RefSeq and is a predicted model, not a curated record.